AUGGACGUGGUCGGGGAACGCCGGGAGCCCCCGGCCGGCGUGCCGCUCACCUGCCCGGCCUGCCGCAUCUCGGUGGUCUCCUCCAGGAGCCGGGCCAUGUGCCCUUUCUGCGGCUCCUUCUACAACCGAGACGCCAACUCGGACACGUCGCUGCGCGGAAGGCAGGGCUCCUCGCUGCCGCACAUCGAGUCUCACCGACCCCUUGUGCGGGUGACGGGGUUCGGACCCCUGAUCACGGACAGCCUGGGCGCUAUCCACACGUACAUCACGGGCCUCAUUUUGCGGCCCACGUCGCCCAACAGCUCUCUCUACCUGUCCCUGCCGGCUGUGCAACCGGACGCCGAGCGUCGGCUGUGCACGAUGAGCGCGGGCGCGCACAUGCCCAGCACCGCUCGACCUGCGUCAUCGGCGUGAUCAAGCGCCCGUUCGCCCAAAGCUUUGACUGCAUAGCCGCAGAAAGUUUUCCGCGAAAAGCAUUCAGCUGUGUACCCCGACUUAUUGGUUGUACACUGGUGCAGGGAAAUUGUCGAGGAAGGACGUGCCUCCAGCAGCUUCUCAAAAAUUCAAGAAUUUUACGAGCAAACAUUCAGUUCACUCAUUGAACUCAACGCACUUUUCAAGGAGAACCCGCGGCAAGAUGACGCAAAACUUGAGGACCCAGAAAUAAAGAAUGAGUUGCUGCAUGCUGUGUAUGACAUGCUUGAGGAACUGCCAACAUACGUGAGCAAAGCCGUUCUAAAAGGCAUUAUCAACUCCCUGCUUGCUACUGAUAUCCGACUGAAAUCUAAAGAUGAUACACGCGCCGUUUAUAUCCUUCUGCAAAACCCCAUCUUUAGCAGCCAGUCUUCAUACACAGUGUUUGCUCACCUUCUGAGAAGAGUGGUGUCACUCAAAAGUGCUGACCAUCAACUUCUCAUCCACUGGUUUUCCAAUUCUCCAGCAGACAGGCUUCGAGGCCUGGUCAAACGCCUGCUCCAAUUCAUCACCAUACGGGAAUUCCCUCCAGCAAACGGUCACAAAUUACCAUCCAUAAGCAAGAGCCGGUGGUGGAUUCCAUGUGCUACUCGAGUUCUGGCACUAAUAAAUGCAGCCAACAAUAAAAAGACUCCAAACAUUUUGAACUACACAGACUUUUACAAUAGUGCCUUGGACCACAUCGACCUUAUGUCUGAAUACUACAGGUGGCAAUCUCCCGGCAAGCACUCAAAGUUCUCCUACUGCCAGUACCCUUUCAUACUCAGUAUUGUAGCUAAGAAGUCUAUUCUCCAACGAGACUCUGAACAACAGAUGAUCCUGAAUGCUAGGCGCAGUCUUCUGAAUCGAGCCCUCCACCAUCAAGCUCCUGACAUCGAUGUCUUCUUUCUCAAUCUGAAUGUUCGACGAUCAUAUCUUGUAUCUGACUCGCUUAAUGAGAUUGCUCGGAAGCAGACAGACCUGAAGAAAAAGCUAAAGGUCACCUUUGUCGGUGAGCCUGGUCUCGAUAUGGGAGGUCUGACGAAGGAAUGGUUCCUCCUGCUCAUACGGCAGAUAUUUAGUCCUGACUAUGGGAUGUUUGUGUACCAUAAUAAGGCAAGAUGUUACUGGUUCAGCACCACACAGCUGGGAAACCUCAGGGAGUACAACCUGAUAGGAGUUCUCAUGGGACUGGCCGUAUACAAUUCCAUCAUCCUGGACCUACAUUUCCCCACAGCCUGCUACAAAAAGCUUCUGAACCCCCCCGUAGUUCCUCAUAACAUUGAGAAUGCAAAUGUAGGCAUCUGCAAGUUCACAACUGAUGACCUGGCAGAAGUGAUGCCGGAUGUUGCAGUAGGCUUGAAGGAGCUUCUGUCAUAUGAAGGAAAUGUAGAAGAAGACUUCUGCAUGAACUUCCAGGUCUCCGUUGAAGAGUUUGGGGAAGUAAAAACACACACUUUAAAAGUGGGUGGUGAGGACAUUCCAGUGACGAGCGAAAACAGGAAUGAAUACGUCGAUCUGUACGUGGACCUUGUUUUGAACAAGGCAAUUGCUCAGCCCUUCAAAGCUUUUUACCUGGGGUUCCACAGCGUCUGUGCAUCAAAUGCCCUCAUUAUGCUUCGACCGGAGGAGGUUGAAAUGCUUGUCUGCGGCUGUCCGAAGCUGGAUUUAGAAGAACUCCGAAAAGUGACAAUAUAUGAUAACUUUGAUGAAAAUGAACCAAUCAUCAGAGAUUUUUGGGACAUAGUAAUAUCCUUCAGCCCUGAAGUACAGAAGCAGUUCCUACGAUUUGCAACGGGAAGCGAUCGCGUCCCCGUAGGAGGGAUGGGCGAGAUGACCUUCAAAAUAUCUUCCCUAAACAACAACACAGACAUGCUGCCCGUGUCCCACACGUGCUUCAACCAGCUUGUGCUGCCCAAGUACAAGAGCAAGGACGUUCUGAGGGAGAAGCUCAUCAUCGCCAUUUCCAACGCUGAAGGGUUUGGCCUCGAGUAG
Ixodes scapularis (black-legged tick) is the source of this 2448-nucleotide messenger RNA. Its product is annotated as probable E3 ubiquitin-protein ligase HECTD2. Gene Ontology annotation, molecular function: ubiquitin protein ligase activity. Gene Ontology annotation, biological process: protein polyubiquitination. Lineage: Eukaryota; Metazoa; Arthropoda; Arachnida; Ixodida; Ixodidae. The record is from RefSeq and is a predicted model, not a curated record. The transcript is spliced from 21 exons.